AUGCUUUCAUACGAAAACCGACCAGCCAUGGGCCAGCCAACCACAGCAGCUUCGGAUCACCUCCCAAUCAAUACACCAAGUACCACUGGCAUUACCAAUGGCACUAGCACCUCAAAAUCCCAACCAGAAACCAAACACUCACACAUUUGGUUAAUUACUGGACCAGCAGGAUGUGGAAAAAGCACAGUCGCAGCUUACAUAGCUAAAGCCAUGAGUCUCCCCUACAUCGAAGGAGACGAAUUCCACCCAGAAGCAAACGUCAAGAAAAUGUCCGAGGGCAUCCCCCUUACCGACGCAGACCGCUGGGACUGGCUAACGCAACUGCGCGAGGAAGCCGUCAAACGAAUCGCCUCCGGCUCCCAAGGCGUGGUCGUCACUUGCUCAGCUCUGAAGCGCAAAUACAGAGACGUCAUCCGUGUUGCACCGUAUUACUCCCACGACGUCCUCGUCCACUUCAUCUACCUCCACGCUCGCGAAGAAGUGCUAGUUGCCCGAGUCGGUGCGCGCAAGGGCCACUAUAUGCCAGCGAGCAUGGUACAUAGCCAAUUUGGGAUUCUCGAGGCGCCAGGAAAGGACGAGACGGAUGUGAUUAGUGUGGAUGUGAGCGGGACGCUGGAGGAGGUCGAGCAGGAUGCGCUGGCGAAGAUUCGGGACGCUGUGAAGGCGGAAUUGGUCAUGGAUUCGUAG
This is a messenger RNA of Glarea lozoyensis ATCC 20868, 687 nucleotides long. Its product is annotated as P-loop containing nucleoside triphosphate hydrolase. NCBI's taxonomy places the organism in Eukaryota, Fungi, Ascomycota, Leotiomycetes, Helotiales, Helotiaceae. The transcript is spliced from 2 exons. Bases 1 to 687 code for a protein of 228 amino acids. Gene Ontology annotation, molecular function: gluconokinase activity. Gene Ontology annotation, cellular component: cytoplasm. The record is from RefSeq and is a predicted model, not a curated record.